AUGCGAGCCUGCUUCCGACCCGACGACAUGAAGACAACGUAUACCGGCGCAACUCAGAUUGGUGGAAUCUCUCGUCUCCCGAGGGGAGUACCUAAGCCUAUCGACAAGGCCUUCGGGUUACAGAUGUCCUCUGGCGAAGGUGUCUGUUGUAUUUACAACCCAUUUAACUCCGACACGGUUGCAUGGGCACUUAGCACAAUGUGUCCCGAAAGAAAUGCCAAAAGCAAUCUUGGUGCAGAAAAAACCGAGGCCCUAAAGGCAGAGGCAUUGAAGACAGCUCACAUGUUCCAAGAACCCUUCAAAACAGUCGUAGAGGCCACAAGUCCGGCCACUGCCUUCAUUCGGCCCACGAAGGAGAAGUUUGCUUUUCAGCACGAUGACCGUCUGAAGGGUGUCAUCUUCAUCGGGGAUGCCAAUCACAUUUUCAGUCCCUUUGAACUCGUUGGUGCAAAUCCCGCGCUGAAGGACGGAUAG
Penicillium maclennaniae is the source of this 474-nucleotide messenger RNA. RefSeq lists its product as uncharacterized. NCBI's taxonomy places the organism in Eukaryota, Fungi, Ascomycota, Eurotiomycetes, Eurotiales, Aspergillaceae. The record is from RefSeq and is a predicted model, not a curated record. Bases 1 to 474 code for a protein of 157 amino acids. The transcript has a single exon.